Salvia miltiorrhiza (redroot sage) is the source of this 666-nucleotide messenger RNA. RefSeq lists its product as uncharacterized. The transcript is spliced from 2 exons. NCBI's taxonomy places the organism in Eukaryota, Viridiplantae, Streptophyta, Magnoliopsida, Lamiales, Lamiaceae. The record is from RefSeq and is a predicted model, not a curated record. The coding region runs from base 1 to 666 and encodes 221 amino acids.
AUGGAUCAUCUGGAGACGAGUCAGACUAAAGAAGAUGAGGUUAUUACCCACCUGCAGAAGGACGAUCAGAAUGGAUAUACCAGCCAUUCUCUGAUCCUGCAGAAAAAGAUGGUGGAUAAACUCGUAGAAAAAAUCAAGAAUAAAACCGUGGAUAUACAAACAUUCCAAGGGUUUUCAAGAGGAAGAUUGGAUCAAGUUCUACAAAGCUUGAGUCCAUUCAAAAGAAGGCAUCAUGUUUUCUUCGGCACAACAGCCGGGAGCUAUACACCAAUCGACAUUGCGAUUUGUGAUAAAAGAAUCACAAAUACGAAAGAUUCAGUAUUGGGAGCCUUCUCAGGCAAUCUUUAUGCUAAGCAGAUUAUAGCCGAGUUGUACCUACAGAUCGCUUAUAAUCUUCAAGAUGCAGCCUUCAGCCGAGCCCUAACACUAUAUCAGGACUACAAAAGGAAUGAUCUUUUAACGGGAGAAAAUAGGCCAUAUUCGAUUACGUAUCAAGUGUCAUAUGCCCUAUCAAAUUCCCACCACACGAAUCUAUUUUUGGGAAAAGAUUUUAUUGAAAUCCCAGAAAUAUGCAAGGAGGUGGCCAAGGCAAUGAGCCCUGACCAAGUUGAAAUCCUACAAAUAAGGGAAAAAUUGACAUCCAAGUCGGAAACAAGCAUGUGUUGA